AUUGUUUUCUAUUAUAGCUCAGUGCGUAGGAUUCGUAAUUUCACUCCCGGAAGUGAUCCGCAGUGAUUUGGUCAUGCAGUAUCUGCGCCCUCUAGUUCCUCAGACAUGCGUUCGCUUGUUGGUCUGAUUGCUGUAAUAUUGACGGCUACUCUUUACCUUUAUUUACUGUCCUUUUACACCCCCCCUGGUCCUCGGCUACCUAAGCAAGACCCUAAAUCUAUUGAUGAAGACAACCCAAGUGAAAUGGAGACUUCAGCCUCCAGGUUGAAGUCCCCAUCAGAUCUGGAUGAACUGAAAGAGAUGGCAGAGCUGUUGCAGUUUUAUAAGACACAGCACACAGGAUAUGUGCUGUUACUCUUCUGCAGUGCCUACCUCUACAAGCAGGCUUUUGCCAUACCAGGUUCCUCUUUCUUAAACAUCUUGGCUGGUGCUUUGUUUGGGUCUUGGUAUGGUCUUCUCCUCACCUGUGUCCUCACCACAGUGGGUGCCACUCUCUGUUUCCUCAUGUCCCAGGCAUUUGGCAAGCAGCACAUUGUGAGACUCUUCCCUGACAAGAUCGCCAUGCUGCAAAAGAAGGUUGAGGAAAACAGAAGUAGCUUGUUCUUUUUCCUGCUGUUCCUGAGAUUCUUUCCCAUGAGUCCAAACUGGUUCUUAAACAUGACCUCCCCGAUACUGAAUAUUCCAGUCACUCUUUUCAUCAUGGCAGUCUUCAUUGGCCUGAUGCCAUACAACUUCAUCUGCGUCCAGACGGGAUCAAUGCUGUCUCAAAUCUCCUCUCUGGAUGACUUGUUCUCCUGGAGUGUGGUGUUGAAACUACUGCUUAUUGCCUGUGUUGCUCUGCUGCCUGGGGCUCUGAUUCGUAAAUACACUCGGCAUUUCCACCUGGAUGGUCAUGAGACAAAUGGACUCGGUCAAGACGAGAAGAAGAACAGAUAAGAGACAGUGUGGGGUCAGUGAUUCGAUCCCCCUUGGCUGCUUUGUGGGUGACUACUAUUUGUAUUUAAAGUGGCUUUUAAGAGCUCUUAAAUCUUUUUUGUGGCCUCACAAAUUUUUUAAAUGACUUUACCUGGAAGGCUGCUAUGCCUUUACUGGCAUGGACUGAAAUGUAAGUGAGAAAAAAGGACUUUUUGCUGCCUUUUUGGGAAGUUCUGUAUU
Molecule: messenger RNA, 1155 nt
Organism: Carassius carassius (crucian carp)
Lineage: Eukaryota; Metazoa; Chordata; Actinopteri; Cypriniformes; Cyprinidae
Product: transmembrane protein 41A-A-like
Exons: 5
Coding region: 106-936 (276 amino acids)
Source: RefSeq, a predicted model, not a curated record